AUUUAAUCGCCGAGUUUCGCCGUAUUCGAAUUUCCACGAUUCGAAGGGAGGGACAACUCUUGUAACUCGAGGUAUAACCUCUUGUAUAACGAAGAUUGCCCUCCGCUCGAGGUUAAUUAAAUUUUGGAACGAUUAAUCGCUCGAAUGGGAACGUGUUUACUUCGAUUCUGUUAUCGGCCUUUGUUGUUGGUUAUCGGUGAUUAUAGGAAAGUUUGUGAAAUAUUGUUUGUCUAAGUGUUUGUUGGUAAUCAAUGGAAAUAAUUGAAUAUAUUUUGAAUCGAUGAUUAGUAAUAGUACGUUGCAUGGAAAUCGGUGAAAUUAAAUUUUUGAGUUUGUUAAGAAGAUAUUUUAUUUUUGAAAAUACAGUAGAAAGAUUAAAAUCUAGUAGAGAUUAUCUUUUCUUUUUCUUGAAUCCGUUGUUCAAAAAUGGAUUAACGAAAUAAAAAAGUUCCACAAACCACGUAAAAUUAUUGAAUUUAGGCGAAGGUAUAAAAAUAAGCCAGAGAAGAAUAGAUUAAUCUCCAAAUUAUUCGCGAUAUCGAGGGGAAUACAAAAUCGAACGAUAAAUAUAAAUUCAUCAAAAAAGAGAAGAGAAAGAAAAAAAAUAAAUAAAAAAUUAAACGAACGCGGUUUAACGCGACAAUUCGUCACAAGUUUGCACGAGGAAGCAAUUUGAAACUGAUCCUAAAUCUUGGAGAUUUAAUUUCACAGGCUAAUUGGACAGGAUCUCUCUAAAAGUGGAGAUCGGUCGCGAAGAGAAAAAUAAAGAAAAACGAAAUUAAUCCCGGUAGAUAAAAGGAUGAGAAAAUCUCUCUGGAAAUGUUAAUUGUCGGUGGAAUCUGCGUCUCGAGCCGCCGCCAUUCUCCACCAUUCCCGGCCGACCGUCCUUGUUCCUAAGCCAGAAAAGUCGUGUAACGGAAGAGGCAACAAUAAGAACAGGUCGCGAAAAUAAUCUCACGGUGGAUUCCUUGCAAUGCUCAUUGUUCCCUGCGCAAGCAUACGCGAUCUUUUCCGCGUGAAUCGGGAACGAGGCUGGGACGACGGCGGGAUAAAAGUCCAGUUGAUAAAUUCCCGAAAUGGAAAAACCGUGGAAAGGAGUUUUCCUUCGAAAAAUCGCCCUUUCAUUUGCCGGACGAAUUCCUAUUUCAUUUGCCUGAAAUUCCUCGCCUGCCCCGUUACGAAUAACCGGCCUACGUGGAACUUAUGAUGCGAGUCACUCGUAUCGUGACUCUGGUUGACAAGAAACUAGAUUCUUGUGUUGUUAAGUUCCGUCAUGUCGACGAUGCACAAAAAAAAAGAAGAAGAAUAAAAUGUUCGUCGAAGAGGGUUGAGAACAAUGGAAAUUCGAGGCUGAAUUUUGAGGAAGAAUUUUUAUUAGAAAUUGUAGUAGAGAAAAGAGAGAUCGUAUUUCUUGAGUGGAGGAAAUAUUUAUUAAGUGGAUUUAUCCUUUGAUUCUUGAAGCUGUAGAAAAAGAAAGAAGGAUCGAUAAAAGGGAAAUAGAAGAGAAAUAAACAGGAGAAGUAUAAUCGUAUAAAAAUAAGAAAAUAAAGGAUCCUGUAAAUUCUUUUUCUUAUUCACAACGCAUGUCACAACGAGAAGUUACGUAGCGUUGAGAAACUUUCUCGAGGUAAUUUCGAACGAGUUUGAAGGAAGCUCAAAGGAUUCUUUCCUACCUCGAAAAGUUUAAGCCCGAAUUUUUAACUUCUCGCAUAUAAAAUACAAGUGAAAGAUUUAAGAUGAGAGAAUAUGAAUCGAAUUACACGGUAAGAAUUAUAUAGAAUGUCUGGAGACAGAAUAGUUCAUUUGUUUCGCGUACCAUGGUGUGCACGCAUCAGGUUUCUUCGUUUCUGCAAGGUCUAUUCCAAGGAUCUGUUUCUUUCGCCAAACAUGGUCAGAGCACGAUCGUGGCGAACAGUUUUGUCCCUGUUCGUCGUUUUUCGCGAGCCGAAAGAUCCACUCGCUCGUUAUUUCUUCUAGGAAACCGGCGACGAUCCCGCCGCAUUCCGCCGCGCGAAAUUUCAGAAAACCUGAUCCUCCUCCCAUCCGAAACGAAAUUCUUAUCAUCCCGUUGAGAAGCGAGCCAAGUUUUCGAUACUUUUUUUCGAACGAUAAACACUGUGUUCUGGAAAUUUUGAUCGCGUCAAGAUCUUCGAUUUUUGAUAUUUCGAUGGAUAAAUAAAAAUGCUGCUUUCGUACAAAUAAUUCUUUGUAAUGGUAACAGAUUAAACAAGAAAGAAGAAAUGGAUAUUUUAUAAGUAUAUUCUGUAAAAUUUAUAUAUCUUGCCUUCGUUAAAGGAUCUUCCAAUUUAAUAUUUCCAAGAGAUCCAUAUUUUCUCUUUAUCUUACACAAGAAUCACAUAUACAAAUAUAUAUAUUCCCUUUAUUAAACGUAUUACUUCGUUUAAAAUAUUUUCCUCGACGGUUUCUACAUUGUAAAUUACAUUUACGCGCAAAUCUUGUACAGUUAUUCCGUACAAUGGAGGACACAAUGUUGUUCGUUUCAAAAGGGGAGGGAAUAACAUCUAAAUCGUAGAGAAACGAAGAGGGUUGAGGAAGGGAAAGAUCCAUCUAUCGAGUCGUGGAGGCAAAGAUUAGAGGCCGAACGGGGCCGAAUUCCUGUCGGUUUUCGGGCCGCUCGCAAGCGGAACUCCCGCGCGCCUCGUCGCUCUUAUUGUCUCCGGGCCCGAGGUGGCGAACCUCAGUUCUGCUCCAGUACUCCUGGAAGUAACAUCGCGCACUCCCGCAAUCCUUUCCACCUCUUUCUCUCGCCGUCGCAUCCCCGUGAAACGAGUCGCGAACUCUUGUUGACCGAACACCCCUCCUCCUCCCCUUAAUUUCCCCUUUCUUUCUCCCUUCCCUCUCUCUCUCUCCCUCCCUCCCCCGUGCUCUUAUUUUCGGUAUUUUGACUUUAAAAAAAAAAAGAAAUAAAAAGAUUUCGGGCGUUGUGCAACCGCAAGGUGAUUGUCAGGGAGGAUCGUGUAUGUAUAAUUGAAACGUGCACGCGAAGGACGGAAGUCGGACGGAUGGACGUGCGUGAAAGCAGGUCUCGUUGGUGAAAAUCGACGAGGGGGGAAGACGUGUUUUCUUUAAGUUUUUUUCCCCCCCUUUUUUUCUUCUUCUUCUUCUUCAUCUUCGAGUGGAAAAAACGAGGAGGAGGAGGAGGAGGAGGAGGAGGAGGAGGGCUCGAAGAUAGGCCGGAGAAAAAGAAAGGUGGACGUCUCAGUUGUGGAUGAAGAGAGGUCCGAGAGAUAUAACCGGUUUUGCGGCGUUUAGAAAUGGAAAAUACCCGACAAGGACGGCAGAGGCGCGCGAAAGUCGCUAAUACCUAAUCAAGAAUGAGGAUGGAUUGACGAUUUGGAACGUUUGGGAGAACGCGGACAACGUUUGAGGAGCGGGAGAGGGGGAGGGGAAAAAGCUGAUUGGAAACCGUUUCGGGAAGAGUUGUGAGAAUUUUUCUCACUUACUUUUUUCUAAACAUUCCCCCCCCAUUUCGACGAGCGUACUGUUACGUGCUCGCAUAGUGGGCGAGAGGAGAAUCUCUCCGAAGGAAUCUUCAUCGAGUAUUUUAAUCGAAAGUGGAACUUUAAAAAAUUUCCUCGAAUUCAUCUACCGCGAAAACGAAAAGGAUGGAAACGCAAACUAAGAUAACUUAAAGAAAGAAGAAAAACCUGAAUAAGACCAGCUCGUUCGGAGAAAAAUAAGAAGAAUCGUCCAACGGAAUAAUAAUAAUAAUAAUCAUUAAAAAUUGCAUAAUACGAGAGGAUCCUCCCGAGCCUCAACAACGAAUUAAAACCUUUCUUAGAAAUAUACAAAACACACAGAUCCCCGGUAAAAGGGGACGGAAAUAAAAACCAUCCUAUCUAACGAUAAUGAUCGAUGGAUAGGGAGGGGGGGGAAAAAAAAGGAGCAUAGAGGAUCGUCGAGAAGGUUAGAGAAGGUAUCUUAAUCCGCCGGAAGGCGAGAGGUACGACGCGCACGCAGUGGGAGGGGCGAUCGAGAGGAGAGGAUAUAUCCUCGAGCAAAGAUCGAUGUCUGUUCGCGCUCGAGCGGCCUCGAAGCCGCCGUGUGAUAACUGAUAAAUAUACCGGUCUCUUGCGGUACCCGGUUAAGAGAAUGCGGUUACAAACGCGAAGGGGGAAAAAAAGGACCACGGUGGUAGAUCUUUAAUGGUCGUCGAUACUUUCGUUUAGAAAGCGCGGCCGGCCGUGUCAGUUGGACGGGGAUUCGCGAUCGUGCCGCGUCGUUCCCUUCGAAUCGAUACCUCGAAUCGCCGCGCGCCGAUUUCGAUCGCUGGUCGGCCAUUGUAAACAAACCGUCCGUUUUUUUUUCGAAAAUGUGCGCGCCGACACGCGCUCGGAUGAAUAUUCGUUUCGACGAAGGGAGAAAGUUUCUGCCGCGUGAAUGAGAGUGGAAAAUGCAGCUACCAGUUCGGUACAAGAUUUGGCCGCGGAGAAAGAAGAGGCGAACACGAUGGAAACCUUUCGAGAUUUUGUCGAGAAGAUAGUGGUUGGUUUGAUCGGCAACAUGGACGUGCCGAUCAAUCGAGUGGUAUAUCAUCAUUCGCCGUAUGGCAAGCUUUUGGAAAAACACCUUGUACCCUUGAUCGAUGCACUCGCGAGUUUGGCUGUAGUACUGCAAUCAGCUUUGGAGAACAAAUCUGGCACGGAUGUGGGAAGCACGGCGCAAGCGCUUCGCGACAUCGUGGAGCGUGUCGUGGAGGAGGCGAAGAGACUGCCGGGUCUCGGAAGUUGCGACGGGAGCGGAAGGAUUCGGGAGGAGAGGAACGGCGUGGAGAACAGUUACGAGGAGGUGCUCGCCACCACGAUCCUCAACAAGGUCAUCGAGAAAUACCAAAAGAAAGAGGUGGACGGCAAUAGCAACGUUCUCCCUGGGAAGAUCGUGCCUGCGAAAUAUGCACCGACCUGUGAAAGCGAGGCAGGGCUCGACGAAGGUGUCGAAGAAGGUUGCAGCAGCUUGGAACCGUUGUCUCAGGAGGAUUGCGCCAGCAACUACAGUGCAUCUAGCUCGAGACGCGUUAGAAACCAACCGGAGUCAUUAUCUCUCACGAUAGAAGAACGAAUAGAGGAAGUGACCACAACUUAUGCGUCCGACGAGGAUUCCAGGGAAUCUCUCUUGCCCGUCAAGAAUGCCCAUCGAGUGCCAUUUCCUGAACUUGGAAUGGACAUCAUCGAUCCUUUUCAAUCGGAGGACAGCCAAGACGAGAUCGACACACCGACCAACGUAGAUUUAGUAUUCCCGGUCGAGUCUUGGGAAGAGAAUUGGUUGUUCCAAAAGAAGAAGGUCCAGACGCAGCAGGCUGACUCCGUGGCCAUGUUGGUGCCGAAUCCUAGCGCCGAUUACAAGGCUCUGAUCGGCGACAAGGACGCGGAAGACACCUCCGACUUGUCCGAAUGUUCUUCGGCGCAGGCGGAUGAGGACAUCGAGAAAGAGUUGAUGGAGGCGAUAAGCAACGUGGUGCCGCGAACCCCGGACGAGAAAAAGUUCGAGAAUGAUCUGGGCCAAUAUCCUGUCGUCGAUUCGUCAAAGACCGAGACUCGAGGCUCGAAAGAUCGAAGGAUCGACGAGGAUGAUGAAAUGGGUGAGAAACGAAGCGAAGGAAACGACGAGGUUGAAGCCAAAGAGGUGGAGGAGUAUCGUUCUAAAACUGCGAACGAGAAACCUGUUCCAAAAGCAGGAAAUUUGAUCGAUAACGAGGCGUCGAAAAAGGACGAGACGAGAAAUUUGGCUAACGAGGACAAUUCAAUCGAGCUCGAUUCUCCAAUAGAGCGGAGUGAACUAUCGUCGAAUCGCUCCAGCGUGAAACCCUUUGAAAACUUGCUAGACUUGCCAAAGACACCGACAUCAACGCCGAGAAUUUCCAUGGCGGAACUGAGAGAGUUGGAGGGGAAUGAUAACUUGGAAUCGAUAGAUUCGCGGGAAAAGAACGUUCUGAAUUCGUUGGAAUGCGCGAAAAAGAAAUUGAUGGCCGUGGAUAACGUGGAGGAGGUAUUGGACGAGGAGGAAGCAAUGUUCGCUCAACGAAAAGUCGACUUUCAUGCCGAGGAUAUUCAAGAGCAAGAAAGCGAAUACACCGAGCAUUAUGAUAUCGCGACCCAAAGGCACUUGGAUAGCUUGACGAAGAGUGAAUCGUCCGACUUUUUGAUAGAUUCGACGAUGGAAAAUGAGGAGAGCAAAUGCCGAGAGGCUGUGGCGUCCGCCAAAGCUGAAUCGGCUUCGCAUCAGUCCCAGCAGAGCAAGAAUUCAGACGAAGAGGUCCGACUUGCUACUCCUCCGAGGCCAGGUACGAUCGCCGAACGUGAGCACAAAAAGUGGGAAAAUGCUCCACCUAUCGAAAACAAUCCCUACAGCCGGGAGAAUAUUCAAAAGAGGUUGUGGGAGAGGCAGUACUCGAGAAGAUCGUCAGAAAAUUCCGGAAUUUACACCGAAUUGUCAACGAGCAAUGGAACGGACUUGCUUGACGUGUUAACAUCUCGAGAAUCAAAUAUGCAAAGGUUCGGCAGAGAUUAUUACGUGAACGGAUCAGUGAAUGAGAAAGGUAGAAGAUCGUCGGACAAUCCCGGAAUACAUAACGAAUUGGCAAUGAGCAACGGAACGGAUACGGAUGACUUGUCAUCAUUACGGGAAUUAAAUAUCCAAAGAAACAUCGGGGAUUAUUACGAUACGAAAGUGAACGAGAAAGGGAGAAGAUCGUCGGACAAUCCUGGAAAUUACGAAUUAUCAACGAGCAGCGGGAGUUUGAACGAUGUGUUUACGACAUUUCGAGACGAAAGCAUACAAAGAUCUGCCGGGGACUAUUGCGUGUACGAUCAAAAAGCGUCAGUAAACGAGAAGGGAAGAAGAUCGUCGGACAAUCCCGGAUCGGUCGAGGAUUAUUACGAGAAAAAUCCAAGAUCAUCAUCGAAUAAAAAAGAAAGAAGAUCGUCAGAUAUGAUAAUCGAUGACGUUUCAAUAUUCCAAGAACUAAACAUACAAAGAUCCGCCGGAGACUGUUACACGAACGAUUCAAAGCCGUCGGUGAACAACAAAGGGAGACGAUCGUCGGGCUUUUCGACCUCGACGAGCAGACCGAGCAGCUCGUUAUCCCAACGAUCAAGCUUCAAUGGGAUCGCGGACCAGGAUCAACAGGAGGAGACACAAUACAGGGAAACGGAGUCUCUGUUGAACCGAAGCAACGAUGUUAAAUCCAAAGUGGCUAAAUGGCAAAAUAACAACGUGGAGAGCAAGUAUCUGCCAGGAUCUGGGCAGGAUGAUUCCUCGAAAGGAGCAGAGAAAGGAAAGGAGAAGUUCUCCUCGAGGACCAUCGAGGGUCAGAGGUCGUGGGAGGAGCAGAGGAUGGAGGAGAUUCUGGAGAACGAGAGGAAGAACAGCAAGAACGAGAUAAACGCGAAAUUGAAUAACCAAGAGAGCACCGUGAUUGAAACGAAAAUGUUCAACUCUGAGAGAAACCAACGGAAGAUCAAGAGGAUCGAUUUGAAAGCAUAUGGUUUCGAAAAUGAAUUCUGCUCCAACAGAACGAUCAGAACUUCGACGCCAAGAGUCGUCAAUAAGUUGGAUCUGAGGUCUUUCGGCUACGACGAUGGAAUUCGACGAACGCAGUCGAAUAUUCAACUGAACAGCGUCGACAGUGACGAAUUCAAGGUUGCUAGAUACAGCAAUUUGUCGCAACAACAGGAUUACAAGGACGAUAGUCAAGAUGCGAUCGAGAAUCGAGGAUCCGGGGACAACAGCUUGACGCAGAGCACGGAGACACUCGACAAAUUCGAGGACGAGAGUUACAACGAGUUCAAAUUGAGGCCCGCGAAAUCGGUGCCGAACAUCACCAAGUGUUAUUCGAACAGGAACAGCCAGAGGGAGGACGAGGAGGAGUACGAUCGGAACUCGUUCGACGAGUUUGAAGUGAUAAAGACCGGGUCGGUGAAGAAUCUCGCGAACAAUUAUAAUCAGAAGAGUGUUAAUAUCAAGAGUAGCCAGUCGUCGAUCGACGGAUCAGAGAACGAUGGGGAUAAUUCUUUGGAGAGGACCCAGAGUCAUCAGUCGUUGAACGACACGAGGAAGAAAAGUUCGAGCGACGAGGAGUUCGAUAAUAAGGUGUUGCCGAUGCCAUCGGUCAGAAGGCUUGCUGAGGUAUUUAGUAAGCAAAGUGAACACGUUCACGUUCCUGUUACAAAGACAACGAAAUCAUGUAACAUGUACAACGAGAGAUCUUCGACGCCAGAAAUUCAAAUAGUUGAAACACCAAGGCAAAUGCACAGCCUAACCGCCAGAUCACUUUCGAAACAAUUUCGAGAAGGCCUGAGGCGAAUUCCAAACAAAGUGACUUCACCUCCGGCUAGCCACGUCGUUAUGGAACAAUGCAAAGUAGGCGAGAACCAAGAAAUGGAAGUAGUGCAACCGAAGAACGAUGUAUUUAACGAUACGAACGUGAUUCUACCGGGAAAAUUGAAAUCGAAUAUAAUAUUCUGGGAACAGAUGCAGAAAAAGAUGUAAAGCAUAUCUAUUUGCUUUAAAUUUGGUGCACGUUUGUCAAAAAAGAGAAAAGAAA
Molecule: messenger RNA, 8563 nt
Organism: Apis cerana (Asiatic honeybee)
Lineage: Eukaryota; Metazoa; Arthropoda; Insecta; Hymenoptera; Apidae
Product: Myosin-7a binding protein
Source: RefSeq, a predicted model, not a curated record